Cladophialophora psammophila CBS 110553 is the source of this 1020-nucleotide messenger RNA. RefSeq lists its product as uncharacterized. The transcript has a single exon. Bases 1 to 1020 code for a protein of 339 amino acids. Lineage: Eukaryota; Fungi; Ascomycota; Eurotiomycetes; Chaetothyriales; Herpotrichiellaceae. The record is from RefSeq and is a predicted model, not a curated record. Gene Ontology annotation, molecular function: protein binding.
AUGUCUUCUGGUCUCACUCUUUUCGCUUCAAACAUUCAAAGUAACCUCCUGCUCGCUGGCUUGGGCGUCAAUUUCGAGCUUCGCGUCCCCGGAUACUCGUUCAAGGUCCAUCGGUUCGUCCUGAGCGAAUGCUCGAGAUAUUUCGCUAACGUAUGCUCAGGACACUUUCAAGAGGGCAUAAUGGGAUACCUGGUCUUGAACGAGGUCGAAGAUCCGCUGAUGGUCUUGAGAAUGAUCCAGUCGAUCUAUAUAAAAACCUACACGGACCAAGAGUCAAAUUUGCCGCAGGCGUGGAGGAGAUACCUCGAGCAGUCAAGAGUCGACUCCGUCGUCGGCGAGGGAACCAGUGCUUCGGCGGGUUCGCAAGCCAGCACCGCUGUUGAGGACGAGGAAGAUCGAGCCUCUUCCGCUUCCUUUACCCCCGAAAACAGGCCGGACGGCCUCUUCCUCCACAUUGAUAUGUAUUGGCUGGCCGAAUUUUAUGCCGUCGAUGCGCUCUCCACCAUUACUCUCCAGAAAUUCGUCCUGGCCACUUCCGGCGAGCUUUUCAGCUGCAAUCUGCUCCUCUGGACAAUCGAAUACCUCUACAUCACCACCCCAAACCAAAGCCGAGCGACUCUGGGGCAAAAGAUGAGGAUGAGGGCCGUGUACCUGGCGCAGAAGAGCGAGAUGCGUCUGUUUAGGGAGAAAAAGUUCAAACUCUUGAUGGAAACGAACGCAGAAUUCAUGUGGGAUUACACCACCAAGUGCCUGCGGGCCAAAUACUUACAAUGCCGGAGGGAAGAAUGCCAGGCGACCAUUGAGCCGAAGGCCAGGGAAGAGUGUGACUGUGGCGGGGAGGACGUCUGCCAGGUCUGCUUUGACAGUGAUUGGUACGGGAGGGUGAGAGAGAUGCCAAUGUGCCCGAAAUGCAACCAGGGCAGGCUGGCGAGAUGGGACUUGGAUUUUGUGGACAAGGCCGACAUGACAAGUGUCAACGCCUUCGGGGAGAUGUUUCAUCCGUCCGCCCGUGAGACAUAG